Messenger RNA from Opisthorchis viverrini, 906 nucleotides. RefSeq lists its product as hypothetical. Gene Ontology annotation, cellular component: SNARE complex; plasma membrane. Gene Ontology annotation, molecular function: syntaxin binding; SNAP receptor activity. Gene Ontology annotation, biological process: vesicle-mediated transport; vesicle fusion. The transcript has 6 exons. The record is from RefSeq and is a predicted model, not a curated record. The coding region runs from base 1 to 393 and encodes 130 amino acids. Lineage: Eukaryota; Metazoa; Platyhelminthes; Trematoda; Opisthorchiida; Opisthorchiidae.
AUGUCGGUGCCAAACAUGUUGACCAUGGGGACCCAAGAUACAAGACAAAGCGAAACUCCACGUCAAUUACCUGCCAACAAACGGCUUCAGCAAACACAAGCACAAGUGGAUGAAGUUGUUGACAUAAUGCGGACAAACGUGGAGAAAGUACUAGAGCGCGAUCAGAAACUGUCACAACUAGACGAUCGCGCUGGUAAGAAGUACAAUGGAAUUAUAAGCUUUGGUAGACGUUUUGCAGGCGGGUGCUUCACAGUUCGAAGCGAGCGCAGGGAAGCUGAAGCGAAAAUUUUGGAUGAAGAAUAUCAAGCUCAUGAUUAUCCUUGGCAUAGUUGUCUUCAUCAUCCUGGUCGUGAUAAUCGUUUCGGCGACGAAGUGAUAGUGUUCCGUCCUUGAUGUCACAUAACCGUUGCGAAGUACACCGAUUGGUGUUUCGAAAAUAUCCUUACCGUGAUUUAGAUGCUCAUUUACAUUCCGAACCCGUCCCGCACUGUCCCUUAUCGUGUUCUAUUCAGCUUAUUGUCCCCAAACGUCUAUCGCUGACAAAAAUGUGCAAACUUGCCACUUGGUUGUGUUGACAUCAUCCAUAUGCCACUGUUAUUAACCUUAAAAGACCCAGAUCACAACAUGCUUUCUGUUUUCAAAUUGACUUUUUUGUGCUAAUUUUGUUUUGUUUACUUCUUGUUUAUCUGGCCACUACUGUCCAUUAUCUUAUGCUGCAUAAUAUCUCCUAACAUUUUCCCACCGUUGUCUGUGUCUGAAGUUUUGGAGUGAUUUCCCAACUAUUCCUUUUCUAUUUCUUUGUCACGUGCAAUACGUUAUUUUCGAUGUGUUAUUUCAUGUUUCCACGCUUUUUGCGCAUUUAUUUAAACGCUUAUACUCUAUGUGCAUAUAUGUGUACGCUCGAGC